AUGAUUUCUGAAGAUAAUAGUUUGAAUGUUUCAAAAAGUAUUGAACAUCCCUUAGAUUCUGGUACUGGAAAUGAGGAAGAUGGUUUUCAUGAUGUUUUAGAUGACUCAAAUGAUUCUACUAAAAAAGAAAAUAUUUCUUCAAUAUCUAAUGAUGAAAAUUAUGAAAAAAAUUUUUUACUUGAUUCAAUGCCAGCUCAAUUAAGUUUAGAGGAAACUGGAAAUGAAAAAGAUGCUGAGGAAGGUUUUGAUGAAAGAAAUCAUCGAACGGAAGAAUUUACAAUGGAUGGUGAAUCAGAUGUUUCAUUGGUAGUUAAUAUAUCAGAUGCCUUAUCUGAAAAAUAUAAAGUUAAAUAUACUAUUUAUACAAGAACAAAUUGGAAUAUUUUUGCUAAAUCUGAAAUGUCUGUUGUUAGGGAACAUUCUGAAUUUAUUUGGCUUCAUAAUUGUCUUGAGGAAAAUAAAGAUUAUGCUGGUUUUAUUAUUCCACAAGCACCACCAAAACCAGACUUUGAUGCAAGUCGAGAGAAACUUCAAAAGUUAGGAGAAGGACAGGCAACUAUGACAAAAGAAGAGUUUAAAAAAAUGAAACAAGAAUUAGAACAAGAAUACUUAGCAACAUUUAAAAAAACAGUAGCAACACAUGAAAUGUUCCUUCGUCGAUUAGCAUCUCAUCCUGUAUUUAGAAAUGACAAAAAUUUUAAAGUUUUUCUUGAAUAUGAAAAUGAUUUAUCUGUUCGUAACAAAAAUAAGAAAGAAAUGGUUGGAUCAUUUUUAAAAAAAAUGACUCAAUCAGCUGACGAAAUAUUACUUUCUGGACAGAAAGAUGUUGAUGAUUUUUUUGAACAAGAGAAAAACUUUUUGGUAGAAUAUUAUACUCAUAUUAAAGAGGCUGUAAAUAAGUCCGAUCGUGUAGCUUAUUACAGAAAAAAUGUCGCUGAUUCAUAUGUUAAAAUUGCAAAUGAUAUCAUCAAAUUUUCAUUGUUAGAGGGUGCUGCUGCAACUAAUUCAAUCGUCAGUAAUCCUAAUCAUAGUUGGGAUACUAAAUUUAUUGGAACAUUUGCUGACACAUUGGAAAAAUUAAAAAAAAUCGAGUCAAGAGUUGCUACAGAUGAGGAAUUAAAAGAAGCUGAUACAUUAAGAUAUUUUUGUAGAGAAACACAGGCAGCAAAAGAUUUGUUGUAUCGUCGUACAAGAUGUCUUGCUAAUUAUGAAGCUGCUAAUAAGAAUCUCGAAAGAGCUAGAGCAAGAAAUAAAGAUAUUGCAAGAGCUGAAAAAGAACAGGAAGAGUGUUGUAAAAAAUUUGAAGAUUUAUCAGAGGUAGCAAAAAAAGAACUUCAGGAAUUAAAAGUAAGAAAAGUGAAGUCAUUUAAAAAAAAUCUUUGUGAUCUUGUAGAAAUAGAAAUUAAACAUGCUAAGAGUCAACUAACACUUCUUCAAACAGCAUUAACCAGCCUAAAGGAUGAUGCUAGCACUAUAAAUGUCUAG
Molecule: messenger RNA, 1485 nt
Organism: Strongyloides ratti
Lineage: Eukaryota; Metazoa; Nematoda; Chromadorea; Rhabditida; Strongyloididae
Product: Sorting nexin 6
Exons: 8
Coding region: 1-1485 (494 amino acids)
Biological process (GO): phagosome-lysosome fusion involved in apoptotic cell clearance
Molecular function (GO): phosphatidylinositol binding
Source: RefSeq, a predicted model, not a curated record